AUGGCCAAGCCCCUUUGCCUCACCAGCAAUGUGUUCAAGGACCCGCAUCUCAACUUUGCAUUUGGAGGCACCGCCGAUUUUCGCGGCCGCCACGGCGUGCUCUACAACUUUCUGUCUGCGCCGGGCCUUUCAGUCAACAUCAAGACGGAGGAGGCGAUCUUCAAGAUCCACGACGGCGCGCUCACGGUGAACGGCUCAUUUUUGACAGAGGCGCACGUGGUCGUGCGAGUCGGUGCAGUGGGCGGGCAUGCCGGGCACAAGGCGACCGCCUCGUUCUGGUCGACCGAGCUGAACGAGCACAACUGGGGCUUUCAGGUGGUGAACGGAAGCUGCGGCGGUCGCCCCUUCAAAUUCGGUAAACACGGGGGGAAGAAGUGCUUCGAGCUCACCAUGGCAAUGGAGCACUCUUCCGCCUACUUCGCCCUGCCGGAUUGGACCGUGACCGUCCACGGAAUGCGCUCUGUUCCAAACGACCUGGACUGGGUCGCGGGGCCCCGCCAUCGGCUGGACAUCAGCUUCGCCAGCCGCGGCUCGCUCGCCCGCUCCAAGCCACACGGACUUAUAGGCCAGUCGUUUGCCACCCCGGGCCUGGUCGCAGCCGAGUGCAGCGAGAUGCCCGAGCAGGAAGUCGUGCCGGCCGAGGGAACGGCCUCUGGCGGCAACGGCUCGUCCACGCCGUGGGCGAGCAGCUCCGACCCGGAGAGCAAGGCGGACGCGGAGGCGUCGCAGGCCUCCGUCGCGCCGGACACCGUCGCUGCCGGCGAGGCGGCGGGCGGCGUCGGCGAGGAGGAGCCCGAGGCGCCCUCGUCGCAGGUCCCGGAGGUCGUCGAGACGGACGUCGAGGAGCACGAGGACGACGAGGACGGCGACGGAGAGGUCGAUCCCGCGGCGAGGCCCGCGCCCGCAGGCUCGCCGGCGCCGAUCCCGGAGGUUGUCGAGACGGACGUCGAGGAGCACGAGGGCGACGAGAAGGAGGCGCCGCCGAGCGACCCCUUUUCCAUGCCCGAGAGCGAGCCAGUCCACCCGCCGCCGGCCGCGGCCGCCCCGCCGGGAGAGGGGACGUUGUCGCCGCCGCCGCCUCGCCGCCGGGGCCUGCACCAGCCAGCGGUCCGCACCGCGCCGGCGGCGCGCAAGAGGCCCACGCCCGCUCCCGCCACCCCGUCGGCCGCUCACGCGGCGCUGACCGAGGCGUCGCUCGAGGGCGACGCGCCGGCCGAGGAGGAGGGCGACGGGCCCACGCCGAGCGCGGCCCCGCCCGUCCGCCGCAAGCUCGACUCCAAGCCGCGCAAGCUGGGCCAGCCCUCUGGAGCGGCCAAGUCAAAGCCGACGCCGCAGCGCAAGCCGGGGGAGAAGCCGCGUGCACAAAAGUCGCGCGGCGAGGGCGCUGCGUCCGAGCCAAAGAAGAAGAAGGCGAAGAAGGACCCGGACGCGCCGAAGGGGGCGCUCUCGGCGUACAUGCUCUGGUCGAUGCAGGAGCGCAAGUCGGAUGCCUACGCCGGCAUGAAGGUGCCCGAGGCGGGCAAGGCGCUCGGCGCGACGUGGAAGACGAUGGACGAGGCGGCGAGGGCGCCGUGGGUCGAGGCGUCGAAGGAGGACCACGCGCGGCACGCUCGCGAGAUGGCGAGCUACGUGCCCAGCCCCGAGUACGCGCGCGCUCAGGCCGCCGCGCCCAAGGCGCGCUCCGGCAGCUCCGGCGGCGCCAAGAAGGCGGCGACGCCCGCCUCGCGCGGAGGCGGCAAGGGCGCGGCCGCGUCGGCCGCGAGCAAGAAGAGCGCCGCCGGCCGCAAGCGCAAGGCUCUGGCUCGAGGCGACGCGGACUCGUCCGACGACGAGGCCACCCCUUCCAAGCUCGCCUUCUCUCCCCCGCCGCCGCUCGCGGACGCGCCGCCGCCAAUGCUGGAGGACGUCCGGCUGCUGCCAAAGGAGCGUGCCCCCAUGCGCGCGCUCAAGCUCAAGGCGCGCGGCGCGCCUCGCCGGACCUCGCCCGCCCCCUCCAUGAGCUCUGAGCCUGCCUCGGGCCGCGGCGCCGCCCGCCGCGCCCUCGCCCCGCUCUCCACCCCCUCCUCCGCGCCGCAGGUUGGCGCGAGGGUGGCGUGGGUCCCGCAGUGCUACAACGAGUUUGCAAAGCGCUACGAGGCGGAGCUGGACGCGCUCCAGCUGGUGAUCGACGUGCCGGCCGACCUGCUCGAGAGCCCCGCCGACGGCACCGCGCACUGCGCCGAGAUCGUCGCCAUCCACCCCGCCGAGACGGAGGGGUGGGAGCUGCUCACUCUCCGCGGCGUCCCGUUCGGCGGCGGGUCCGGCGCGAGCGAGGGGGCAGAGUACUGCCUGCCGUACGUGCCGCGCCGGCUCUGCGACGUGGACCAGCACGUCUGCGCGCUCAAGGAGUACCUCGCCUCGCGCGAGCGCGCCCUCUCCGCCUCGGCGUCUCCGCACGUGCGCGUGCCCUUUGCCGCGCCAGACAGCGAGGGCGAGGAGGAGCUGUGGGAGGGGCGGGUGUGGAGCCGCAAGCCCUUCGACGCCCUCAACUACCCCGACUCGCUCUACCGCUGCCUCAACUGCGUGUGGUACGUCGCCUCCCCCCGCGAGCACGAGGGGGCGUCGAUCCAGCCGCUGUGGGUCUUUGACGAGGAGCAGACGGACAACCAGGCGCCCGAACGCUCCACCCCCCCUCUCUCGAGUCGGCGGACACCGAGCCGCGCGUCCCGCCUUCCCCGCCAUCAGGUGAGCCCGUGGGAGGCGCUCCCGAGCGACACGCACGGCCGCUGGUCCAAGCUGAACCCUCCGCUCGCAAAGCUGGUCGACCAGCUGCGCGUCGACCGCGACACCUACUCCAAGCUGGUGCCCGCCUCCGAGUCGCUCGAGAUCACGGACGCGCUCGCCGGCCAGGCGGGCGCCAGCGGAGCCGCGCUCGAGCGCCUCCGCCAGGACACCUUUCUGCGCGUGCUCAAGCGCCUCCAGAGCAGCGAGCCCGGCCGGUACUUCCAGCCGCCCGUGCCGGCAGACGAGGUCGAGUACUACCGGCAGGUGGACCGCCCGAUGUGCCUGGCCGCGGUCCAGUCGGGGCUGGAGGGGUCCAAGUACGCCUCGUGGGCCGCCUUCGAGGCGGACGUCGUGCUCAUCUACGGCAAUGCCAUGGAGUUCAACGAGGAGGACUCGCUCCCCUUCUACCUGGCGCAGAUGCUCGAGCACGAGUUCAACGAGGCCAAGGAGCUCGUCCGGCAGGCGCUGCCGGCCGUGCUCGAGUGAGCGACACGCGCGCUCAGGGCGCGGGGGAGAGACCGCGCCGCGAGCGCGAGCGCACUGCCGCUGCAGGCCAGAGCGGCGCUCAGCGGGGCGAGAUGAGCGCCUGCCGCUCGACUGCCUCAAGAUGGCCGAUUGGCGAGACAUGCGAGACUCUUUGUGGAUGCUUGUAGCUUGAGCGAGAGCGCAAACUCUUGCCUUUAUGGCUCGAUGCACGAUGAGGUGCCGUGGGUAUGUGGCUUACGCACGGGGAGGGAUGGCGGGAAUGGUGUGAAAAUCGUGGUUGGC
Molecule: messenger RNA, 3531 nt
Organism: Emiliania huxleyi CCMP1516
Lineage: Eukaryota; Haptophyta; Isochrysidales; Noelaerhabdaceae
Exons: 2
Coding region: 1-3249 (1082 amino acids)
Biological process (GO): cytoskeleton organization; regulation of cell shape; regulation of transcription by RNA polymerase II
Cellular component (GO): nucleus
Molecular function (GO): protein binding
Source: RefSeq, a predicted model, not a curated record